GAGCGAGUUCUGUGAGAGAAAGUAAGCCAGUACGCGCUGCCUUCCCUCCUUGUGUAUUUCUCUUCCAGUCCCGUGUGCUGCGCUCCGGCGCGCGAUACUUCACCAGGUUAAGAGCUGAAUAAAUCGACAACUUGUGACUCGUUGGAGAUUUCAACAACAUUAAGUUUAUUCAAUUAAAAAGACGUGCUCACAACAUGAAGAACAGUGCUAUCGGAAUUAGUUGCUGUUAUAGUGCUUCAUACAACAACAACAAUAAUAAUAAUUAGAAAAGUUUUACGUCAGGUGCUAAAGUAAAUUCAGUUCAACGCUCCUCUUGACCGUUGGGUCGACUGUGGAUACAUGAGUAGAAACCGCCAUAGCAGAAGUUAUAGUGCUUGCGUGUUGUUUUCGUGAAUUAAAAUGUGCUCACCUUGAGAAGACGUUGACGCAGGCGAACAGUCACAGAUGCUUCGAUUACGUAAAAGUCAAUAUCGUCUUACCGUUGAUUUCAAUCUCUACCACCUUUCUUACCAUGCACCCAAAUCCCGUAAGGACCACAAGGCAUCUAUUGUUCUUUGCUAUUGCGCUUUUUUCGCUAGUAGAGAAAAAUAGUGCCGGCUCGUAGUAAAAUGUAAUGUUCGCUCGGUUGGAGUAACUCUAGUUGCCUUUUUCCCAAGAAGGGAAAGAGGAGAGGUUUCACUUUAUCAUCUCUUUUAAAUUAGAAGGUCUAAAAGCGAGUCCGAGUUCCACUACUAUAAAAUUGGGUCUGCUAACUUAACCAACUCGUCACUCUCGUACCGCGGUAGCGCUGAACUGCUUUUAUUGCCAUUUAUUGAAGAUGAAGCUCUAGCCGAAAACAAUAAUAACCUCAACGCUGAUCCGAAUAAUUCCAACGGGCAAAUGGCAGCGUCGAUCAAUUUUAGCAGUACAUCGCAGGUACAGCUGAGCGGGCUCGACAAUAGCGUUCCAGUUAGUGGAGAUCAUCAACCACAACAAAAAGGGGGAGAAGCGAUGUACGUCCAUCAGCCGUCGCUAAUGAAUAUGUCAUCGAUUUACCCACUUGAGUACGCUGUGCCAAUUUACGGCUACGCGAUGCCACCACUGAUGAUAGUGACGAUCGUGGCGAACACAUUUGUCGCCGUGGUACUCUCACAACGGCAUAUGGUCACGCCAACAAACAUUGUCCUUCUAGCGAUGGCUGUAUGCGAUAUGUUGACGCUGACGUUUCCUGCUCCUUGGUUUUUCUAUUUGUACACGAUGGGCAAUCAUAACCUGCUCCUGGGUCCGGCCCCGCUGUGCUUUGCGUUUGUUUCUAUGACCGAAGUGAUCCCGAACGCGUUUCAUACGACGUCGAUUUGGCUGACCGUCUUCUUGGCCUCACAGCGAUAUAUCUACAUAUGUCAUCCGCAAGCGGCGCGCAAGUGGUGCACAUUGCCUCGCGUGUGUAGAACUAUAGGCGCUAUCGCGUUGGCCGCGUUCGGACAUCAGAUGCUUCGCUUGUUCGACUGCGAGUUCCAUGAUAUCUCUGUCGAACUUGACGACGGCCGCCAGGUGGUUGUAUGUGAUAAACGUAAUGCACCAUGGGUAGUGCAUUUCUUCACGACGCACAUCUACUACAACGCGUACUUUACAUUUAAGGCACUUUUCGUUAACCUCGUUCCGUGCGCAAUGCUGGUUCUUCUCAAUAUUCUGCUAUUCCGCGCCCUCAAACAGGCCCAACUGAAGAAGCGCAAGCUCCUUAAGGAUGACACUAGUCAUCCUAUGGGCUUGCUCAGUCAGUUAACGCUCCAAAUGUCGAACAGCACUCGAAUCGGCAGUGCGAAGAUGGGAGUUCAACUUUUACGGACUCUUAAUUGCAGCGAAAGCAGGAGCAAAAAUCCAAAGAAGAAACUUUGCCGAAAGGACGAUUCUUCCUUGACGACGGGCUUCGUCAGCAUGCACUCGAUGGGCAGUUCGUCGAACGCUAUCGUUAAUAGUGAAGGCAGUAGGAAUCCCCGGAAUGACUCACAUACUGGUAUUACGCUUAUGUUAAUUGUCGUUGUGACGGUUUUCCUCGCCACCGAAAUACCGAACACGACCGCCGUUAUUCUGCACGUUCUCAAUAACAAUUGUCACUUGCGGAUUUCCUACGAUGCGCUCAACGCUCUCAUGGUUGUCGUAAAUUUCUUUUUUAUGGUUAGUUACCCUUUUAAUUUUGCCAUAUAUUGUGGUAUGAGCAAGCAGUUUCGUAGCACGUUUCGGGAACUGUUUGGUACAGGAUGGCUACGAUCGCCCGGCGAAGACGUGUGUCGAAACGCUCGAACGGCUAGCUCAAUGGUCGCCAUGAACGGAGGAAGUCUAACGGCUAUCAUAAACACACAACGUACACUAGAAACCGUCUUGUAGGAAGCGAAAGAUACAAUAACGGAAGAUUAAAACGUCAUACAAUACCUAUACAACCUGUCAAGUCGGCGUAGCAUAGAUUCAAUUUGAACUCGACCACGUCGCGAAAGGGAUCAACAAAUUGAGUUACGACGCUCGAAAGGAGCGGGAUGAU
Molecule: messenger RNA, 2515 nt
Organism: Varroa destructor (honeybee mite)
Lineage: Eukaryota; Metazoa; Arthropoda; Arachnida; Mesostigmata; Varroidae
Product: sex peptide receptor-like
Biological process (GO): G protein-coupled receptor signaling pathway
Cellular component (GO): membrane
Molecular function (GO): G protein-coupled receptor activity
Source: RefSeq, a predicted model, not a curated record